ACAGUUGAGACUGCAAGAUUUGGGAACAGAAAUGCCACCACGGUUGGACCUGAGGUUGACUUUACUCGUCAUAUUUACAGUCUCUGCAUCUCUGCCAAGCCCACAGAAUUUAGAAAUGACUGCCGUGGAUCGGAACUACAUGCUGCAGUGGGACUGGAACUACACCCACCCUGGGAACUUUGUUACCUUCACUGCUGAAUUCACCUUUUGGAACGAUCAAUACAAUGAGAUAUCAUAUAGUCGAGCAUGUGAGGGCUUGAGGAAAAGGCAGUGCAAUUUCACCUCCUUUAAUCUGCCUUUUUCGGGCUCAUUUCUGAUAAGGGCACGAGCAAAAACUGAACAACAGCAAUCCAACUGGACGAAGAUUAGGUUUACACCCGAUGAGGAAAGCAAGCUAUCACCACCCAGCAGAGUGGAUGUAAAGGCAGACGUAGGUGUAUUAACACUUACCAUAUCCGAGUCGGUCAUGAGCAGUGUGAUGAAUCUGCAGUACAGUGUGCUAUACUGGGAGAGUUCAACUCCCACACAGAAACACGAGAAGGUGUUUGAAAGCACAUACGCUCCACUGACCUCACUGAAGCACAGGACUGAAUACUGUGUUCAAGUCAACAUCUUCAGUCUCGAACAUAGGAAGAACAGCAGCUACACCUCUCCACAAUGUGUGCGCACCACAGGUCGACCUUUAGUGUGGCUGGGAAUUCUUGGUGUGCUGUGCGGUAUUCCUUUACUAGCUGUUUUAAUUUACAUGUUCAGCAAGCUCAGAAGAUGGUUUACUUCAUAUACAGCACCUGACAGCAUCCAAGAUUUUCCCAUUUUUGUUCCAUUACUCCUAGAAGCCCAAGAUGAAAGUUGCACCGUACCACUUGUGAUCACCCCCAAGAUAGAGUCAGCACUUACAACAUUAGACCAGCAGGAAAUGGAAUUAUCUGCAAAACUUGAGGAUUCAGAGUCUGUUUGCCACUGGACCAACAAUUCAGACCAAGACUCAGGAAUCAGUUCUUUACAGGAGGGCUGACAAGUAUGUAGGAUAUUUUAUUGGUCAUUAGAUCUCCUGAAUGGAAUGGAAAUCAGGAGAGACAUGGAAAACAGGAACCCCUGGGUGAUCAGAGAUCUCCUACCACCAAAGCACUGGAAAACACAUAUGAACACACAUAGAAAGUGUUUAAGAAUGGGUGGAUGUGGGAAUUAUUAUUACUGGGUUCAUGUUGCUGUAUGGCUACCAGCUAUGCCACUGUGCUGCCACUGAGAAUACAACAACCUAUAACAUAUUUGUGCUUCAGCAUGUGACCAGAUACCAGUGACAUUUCAAAAAAUUACACUGCUAAUGUAAUGCUGUACAAGUGUUGAUAUCACAGAAAUAGAUUAAUUUCUGAAGUGGCAUGUUCUGUACAUAUGGUGUAUAUAUGCAACAGUUAUACACCCAGGACCACGCUAAACUUCCUGUAUUCUUCCACCACGUCUGCUAGUGCUUAUCCAGACAGUAGGACCCUCUAUUGCAGUGGCUAGAAGGUAAAUACAGCCAACGUCUGUUGAGCACACUACCAGUCUGAUGGCAUGAGUGGACUGUUGCAUUAGUACAUUAGUGUGCUAAUGCUUUAAACUUACACGUGAUGAUUUGCAUUUGAGAAUCUCACUUUACACAGGCAUUGCAUAAAACCGGUAGUGUAUGAUAUUUAUGUUUUGCAAUGAUAAUGAGCUAUUUGUGCAACAGGUAUUCUAAAACCAAAAAGACAGACAAGUCACAUACACAAAUCAAAAACAUAGUCAGGAGUUACAAUACAAAGUAAAAAAAAACGAAACUUUCUGUAUC
This is a messenger RNA of Trichomycterus rosablanca, 1810 nucleotides long. Its product is annotated as interferon alpha/beta receptor 1a-like. Lineage: Eukaryota; Metazoa; Chordata; Actinopteri; Siluriformes; Trichomycteridae. Gene Ontology annotation, cellular component: plasma membrane. The record is from RefSeq and is a predicted model, not a curated record. Gene Ontology annotation, biological process: cytokine-mediated signaling pathway. The coding region runs from base 32 to 1015 and encodes 327 amino acids. Gene Ontology annotation, molecular function: cytokine receptor activity; protein binding. The transcript has 7 exons.